CUAUUUUUCCUUUUUCGGUACUCCUUGUGUGUGACUUGACGGCAGAGCCAAUAAAGUGACGCUGCAGGAUAAACAAACGGAAAAGAAGCAGCUCGGACGGAGGCAGAGGGAGGGGGUCCUGUUCCCUAACAUUUCUCUUAAAGUAUUUAGGAUAAUGCAGUCUUCCAAGAGGAGUGAGGGCGACUGGCAGGGGCUCGUUAGCGAGUUUCUGGUGUGUAAGCGCAAGCUGGAGAGCAAGAAAGAGGCCCUCCUCAUUCUGUCCAAGGAGUUGGACACCUGUCAACAGGAAAGAGACCAGUACAAGCUGAUGGCUAACCAGCUGAGGGAGCGCCACCAGGGACUCAAGAAGAAGUACAGGGAACUUAUAGAUGGGGACACGUCUUUGCCUCCAGAAAAACGCAAUCAAGUGAACUUAGCUCAGCUGUUGAGAGACUCGAGGGAUCGGGCGAAAAAGCUCGCUGAGGAGGUGAAGGAGCUGAAUCAGAGGCUGGGAGAGGCCCAGGGGGAUAACAAGCUCCUGAGGAUGACCAUUACUCGACAGAGGCUAGGGGACGAGGAAGUGGGCGCACGCCAUUUUCCCGCUCAUGAGCGUGAGGAUCUUGUCCGCCAGCUGGAGAGAGCAGGGCUACAGAUGGAGGAGAUGGAGCACAACAUGAAGGCUCUGACCGAUGAGCUGCAGGACGUUAAAGCAGAGCGGAACGUUUUCAGGGAGAAGGCGUACAGACUCAACGUGGAGCUCAACCACAUCUUGGGCAACCGUGAGGCACGCAUCAUUGACGUCGAUGCCCUCUGCAUGGAGAACAGGUAUUUGCAUGACCGUUUCAGCCAACUACAAGAGGAGGUGAACCUGCUGAAAUCCAACAUCAUGAAGUACAAGACGGCUCUUGAGAGGAGGAAAAACUCCACAUAUGGGAAAUCAAACAACAGCCCUCUCUCUGGAGUCCUCUCAGCCAAACAAGUCCAGGAGAUGCUUCUGGAAGAGCAAGGCUGCAACCUGCCAGCCACUCCUCAGUCCAUCUCUGACCUCAAGUCGCUGGCUACGGCUCUGCUGGAGACCAUUCACGAGAAGAACCUGGUCAUCCAGCACCAGAGGCACACAAACAGGAUCCUCGGAAACAGAGUUGCAGAUUUGGAAAGGAAGCUGAAGACGUUGGAGGUUUCAGGACUGUGGAGUCUUCCAGGCUUGACCUACCGCAUAUCCGUGGGAAUUGGGAGGACACGAGAAAACAUCACACCGAAUGACAACCUUCAGCCGGAGCUUCAUCCAACCCGUGUCACAUCUCAGCCCACAUUGCAGCCACCCAAAGGAGUGUCAGACGACAGAAGUUUCCAUGAAUCAUUGUGGGAACGCCACACCGCUGGCAGCAACCUUGGCACAGAUGGCGUCAGCGGGGAAGACUCACCUGCACUCCUCAACAGCCUGGAGCCCCUCUUGAGUGUGGAGACGAAUGGGAUCGACAGCAGAGUCGGAGAAAUCGUGACCCUGACGGAAAAUCAAGACACCUUGGAGCUUGAGGAAGGGCGGAGUCCCGUGGAGGAGGCGGGUCGUGAGGUAGAGGGAGUUGAAGACGAGGAACUGGGUUCGGCGGUGGAGGAAGGAGAGGAGGCAGCUUUGGCGCUGGGUGUCCAGAACACUGAAUCAGACUUUCCGUGGCUUCAAAUUAAAAAAGGUUGUGUUGAUCAUCCUGAGGUGUGUCAACAGCCCUGUGAGUCCCAGGACAGUAAUGCACCUGAACAUGUAGAAACGCCAAUAUCAAACCCAGAGACCCAGGCCGCAGAGGUGUUGAGUACAGGGGAGUGGGACAUUCAGUGAGACCACCUGGCAUGGACUCACAUCACUAAAAGACUUCACUUAUUUAAAUCCAUCUCCUGGUUGUUGUUUUUUUGUUUUAUUGAUAACUGCAUUAAUCACCCCUUGUUGCAUUCUCACAAUGCAGCUGCAGCCGCUCUGUUUUAGUCAAUGAAACACUUUUUCAGCCAUCGUUCACAGAGCCAGAGGUGCACUUUUUUUUUAUCCAGGGAAAGGUUUUUCUGCAACAGCCAAUCUUGAAGUCAAUGGAGUUGCAAACCUCAUUCCCUGAAGGUAAAAUUUAGCUCGGAAAAUAAUAAAUAUGGCAGCUUCAACUUCCUCUCCCCUGCGAUAAGAGAAUCCCAACUGUUUGCUCUCUUCUUCUUCCUGAGGGAUGCCAAAAAAAACUCAGUGCUGUAUUUUUAUUAUGACUCCCACAGGAGGUUCAGUAUGACUCCCCAAAAUCUGUAAUGAAUGUGUUGUACAUGUGUGUAAAUUCUUAUGACCAACAUCAGAGAGUGUAUUGAUGUCUAUUUUUCUGUGAGGGUGAAUCUUACAUGUUGGAUCCUUAUUUUUGUUGUUCUUAUUUAGAAGUGGAUGUUUGAAUGAGACUACAUGUGCCUUAUAUGUGGAAGUGUCAACUGAUAUUUAUAAAUAUAACUUCAUAAACCUGCAAUAUGA
Molecule: messenger RNA, 2470 nt
Organism: Labrus mixtus (cuckoo wrasse)
Lineage: Eukaryota; Metazoa; Chordata; Actinopteri; Labriformes; Labridae
Product: coiled-coil domain-containing protein 149-like
Exons: 13
Coding region: 155-1813 (552 amino acids)
Source: RefSeq, a predicted model, not a curated record